Puntigrus tetrazona (Sumatra barb) is the source of this 3224-nucleotide messenger RNA. It is a transcript of the gene prkar1ab, whose product is annotated as protein kinase, cAMP-dependent, regulatory, type I, alpha (tissue specific extinguisher 1) b. Lineage: Eukaryota; Metazoa; Chordata; Actinopteri; Cypriniformes; Cyprinidae. Gene Ontology annotation, cellular component: cAMP-dependent protein kinase complex. The coding region runs from base 179 to 1315 and encodes 378 amino acids. The transcript is spliced from 11 exons. The record is from RefSeq and is a predicted model, not a curated record. Gene Ontology annotation, biological process: regulation of protein phosphorylation. Gene Ontology annotation, molecular function: cAMP-dependent protein kinase regulator activity.
AGUUUCCAUGCGAGAACGAGGCGCAUUGACGUCAUCGGCCGUUUCCGGUGGGCAGCCGUCCAAACGGUCCGAGCGUCUGAGAGAAUAAAGAGUUGUUUUCCGCCUCUGAAUAACGGAGCAGCGCAGAAGCCGAGUCGCGUUUAACAGACUCGGUCAGAGGUCAGAUCCAGCGGUCAGCAUGGCGUCCGGCAGCGUGAGCGGCGAGGAGGAGAAGAGUCUGAGGGAGUGUGAGGUGUAUGUUCAGAAGCACAGCGUCCAGCAGCUGCUGAAGGACUGUAUCGUGCAGCUCUGCACCUCGCGGCCCGACAGACCCAUGGCCUUCCUCAGAGAAUACUUCGAGCGGCUCGAGAAGGAGGAAGCUAAGCAGCUGCUGAGUCAGAAGAGCAGCUCCCGCUCAGACUCUCGUGAAGAUGAGGUGUCUCCUCCCAUGAACCCCGUGGUGAAGGGCCGGCGGCGGAGAGGAGCCAUCAGCGCUGAGGUGUACACCGAGGAAGACGCCGCCUCCUACGUCAGGAAGGUGAUUCCUAAAGACUAUAAAACCAUGGCGGCUCUCGCCAAAGCCAUCGAAAAAAAUGUGCUCUUCUCACAUCUGGACGACAACGAAAGAAGUGAUAUAUUUGACGCAAUGUUUCCAGUCACCUACAUCGCAGGAGAGAUUGUCAUCCAGCAAGGUGACGAGGGAGACAACUUCUAUGUCAUCGACCAAGGAGAGAUGGAUGUGUAUGUGAACAGCGAGUGGGUCACCAGCAUCGGCGAGGGAGGCAGCUUCGGAGAACUAGCUCUGAUCUACGGCACCCCGAGAGCCGCCACGGUCCGAGCCAAGACCAACGUCAAGCUCUGGGGCAUCGACAGAGACAGCUACAGGAGAAUACUGAUGGGAAGCACUCUGAGGAAGAGGAAGAUGUACGAGGAGUUCUUGAGCAAAGUAUCUAUUUUAGAGUCUCUGGAUAAGUGGGAGCGCCUGACCGUGGCUGACGCUCUGGAGCCGGUCCAGUUCGAGGACGGACAGAAGAUCGUGGUUCAGGGAGAACCGGGAGACGAGUUCUUCAUCAUCCUGGAGGGCUGUGCGGCGGUUCUGCAGCGCAGGUCAGAGAACGAGGAGUUCGUCGAGGUCGGCCGGCUAGGACCCUCAGACUACUUCGGUGAGAUCGCCCUGCUGAUGAACCGGCCCCGCGCUGCGACGGUGGUGGCCCGCGGCCCGCUCAAGUGCGUCAAGCUGGACCGGCCUCGCUUCGAGCGCGUCCUGGGCCCGUGUUCAGACAUCCUGAAACGCAACAUCCAGCAGUACAACAGCUUCGUGUCGCUCUCCGUCUGAGAACCCUCUUCGUCUCCACCUCGCGCUUCAUUCAGUCCAGAGCUUUAACGGCCGCUUUCACCGCCGGACGCUUAGAGCCAAACCAAAGGACAGACAAUCCAACCCAGUCACAGCCUUUACUCUGCAGUGUUUUUACCUUUAAUUCCGAGCAGUAAAGGAAAACAAUAGAGGAGUAUGAAUAUAUUUAUAGUAGAGUUAUUCUGAAACCGUUUUACCCUCACAGACCAGGUUAGUUUUUUAAGACUAGUUUUAUAAGAUGAACUGCCUCCACGUUUAACAGAGUGAUGUUUGGCUGUGCCGCUUCUGUUCUUCAAGCCUUACUGCCUCGUUUCCCCUCCUCUAUCGCAUCGUUUUAUUUCUUCUCAUCAUUCCAGCACACUUUGCGUUCGGUUGCUUGUCGUGAGGCCGUCCCUGUGCAGUAUCUAUACGUUUAGGGUUCAUUGGCUGGUCAGAUUGCAAAACCGACAACUAGGAGAAAACCCGAAUCGAGAGUAGCCUGUGUUGUGUUACGACGCCAGUGCCAAACGUUGCACAGAGCCUCGCUUCUCUCCCGGAGGCGAGCGCGGCAGAGUUCAUUUAAUCCGUGAACGAGCUUUGGGCUCAGAAUGCUUCAGUGUUUGAUUCCUGUCAGUAUAUGCUGAGAGAUGCCAGUUUUAUUUUUUAAUACGGUUAUUUUUCCACAGUCGCGUGUCUCCGUUUCAAGUGUUUCUGCGGUUGUUCUUACAGACGUCUCUCUGGGGUGAAUGGGUGCCGUCAGAACGUCACACUGAACCACAGCGCUCCAGUCCAGCAUCUGGGGAACUAAUCCGGUCUUAGGACGCUUUUCACUUAAAUAUGACUCUGGUGAAAAAAAGUGCAUCUGCUUUCAUAUCAAAAGAUAUCUUUUUAACAGUUUUGGAUCUCCGCAGAUUUCUCUCCUGAUUCAGAAAAGAUAACUUUAUAUUACUGAUAGCGAGCGUUUAGCUGGAAGCAUUAGUUAAAAGUUAAAAAUGUUUGAUCUUCUGUCUUCUCCGGGUGUUCAGCGAUGGACCGCAGUGCUGUGGUUUGUUCUGAUGUUUUUAUCAGACUCUCAUUCUGACGGCACCCAUUCACUUCCAUUAAUGAAUUUUUUUUUCUAUAAAUCUGACGAAGUAACAAACUCAUCCUGAUCUGUGAUCAUGUGAGGGCGAACUGUUCCUUUAAACGAGCUUGCAGCAGUUUUAAUGUUGGAAUGAAAGACAGAAACGAUUAAUAAAUUAGGUUUUGACGUCGAAGCCGAGGCCUCUGGUUUCUAGUUUAAAAACAGAAAAUGAAAUCCAUUCCGCUCACGGCGUCAAUACCUUUCAUAUCUUUCCAUGAAAAUCCUACAAGAGGUUAUUUUUCCUUUCAGAUCAGCGAUAUGUUGCUCGCAUGUCCGUUUUCCGAUCCAGAGCAAUCGUUGCUUGAUCCUCUUCGCUCCUUGUUUUAGUUUUUGAGAAAUGCAUAUUUAAAAGGUGCGACACGAAGCAUUUUCAACCUCUUUCAGCUUCAUCUUGGCUUGUGUUUUCUAUGAGUGACUGAUGAAUGAGCUUCGAUGCUGAGAUGUUUCUGCUAGUUAGAGUCGAGCAGCUGAUCUUUGGCGGACCACCCAUGAUGUUUGAUUCGUCGAUGUCGCCCAGAUUCCAGAGAGUUCUGUACAAAAAAACAGUAAUCAUUUUGGUAUCGAUCGUCCGAAUGGCAGUUUAAGCAAUAAAAAGGUUGUUAUUGAACCAUCAAAUGCAGACACGUCCUCUCAUUGUGUUUCUGUUCAGCUGUGGUGUAGGAGACACAAGAGGGCAGCGUUCCACCGAGAGAAAACCUGACUGAACGGAGCUAUAUUUGCUGUAACAGGAUCGUGUGGCGUAUUGAAAAAACCUAUUAAAGUUGGUGUUUGUUUUUGGUGUUUUGAUUA